UUUUGUAGCAUCUUGACAUCAACACAACUCGAUCCGCACAACUCAACAUACUACGACAUUAUUUAAAAAAAAGCAUACCAUCAUGCUUAGUGCCUCAUCCAAGGCCCUACGGGUCACUGGAGUUGUCUUCGCUGUAAUUCUCACUCUUCUUCUGCUCAGAGUUACCUUUCGUCAGUCAUCAUUCGAGCGUCGUCGGUCAAGACUUCGCAUUGAAGAGCCUGUCGUUGUCAUAUUGGUUCAUCCUUCACCAUCCAUCAACAAGGCUACCAAUUUUGAACUGAAGAGAGCUAUUGCUAGGACAUGGGCCAAAGAUGUAGAAGAUUUCGGUGCAGCAGUCUUUUUUGUUGGGGAACAUGAUGGUGAAACUGUGAUGCGCCGACCUAGUGAGUUCCAGGGAAGAGCACAGUCUCUGUCUUCCAGGUUUGGUCCUGGUUCCUUGAUGGCAAAAGAGGGUGCCGAAGCAGGAGCAGGAGCAGGGACAGGCGGAGGAGGGAAUGGAUACUCAAAACAGGAACCAAUGCGAAAGAUGCUCAUCCCUUCUGUGUUGGAAAAUGGACAAGCAGACAACCCUUCUGGCUUUUUAAAGGCCUAUCAUUUCUUGUACAACAACACCAAUUGGCAUGCUGGCCCCAUCUUCCAAACCUAUCCAUUCAUCCUAACGACUGAUACAACUCAUUAUAUCCAUGUUGAAAAUUUGGUCUCCACUUUGCUGUCUUCUCGUCCACGUCGACUCUUGACCAUGAAAGACGACACUGCUUUCACAGGAGCUCUUUCGGAAGCAUCAGAAUGUAGUGCAGAAAAUUUUGGCGAUAAAGCCUCACCAACGUCGUCACAACCUUCUACUGAUGAAAAGAACAGUCCUUUGGAUCACUCUCAUUGGACUUUAUCCAGAACUCAUGUGGUAUCAAAACAGCUGAUUGCCAUAUUGGGACCACAUCUGCGUCAAUGUAUAAAAGCUGCUGCGUCCUCCACCUCAUCAGCAUCAACAUACUCUCAGGCCGGAGAAGAUUUUCAACGCUGUGUCCGAGAAUGGGCAUCUAAUCCUUUGUUUUGGAAAGACGGUUAUUGUGGUCGCUUUUCAGCUUUGCGUUAUCAAGCACCUGCCCCUGAUUCGACAUUAAGAUCUUGGGGAGCUUCUCCUUAUUCUGUAUCCUAUGCGAGCAGGAAGGAACGCAGAAGCACCCCUCAGGAAUUUGAAGAAUUCUACCAGAUGAAGCAACAAGAACACACAUUGGUCAAGAGAGAGUCUCAACAAGACGGCGGUAGUAGCAGCAGCAGCAGUGACAUCGAUAGUGAUCGUAUGGCUGAGUCAGAAGUUGAGAGUACAAGGAGUGAAAAGAAACCAGACGGUCCUAAACUUCAGCCCAGAGGUGAUAGUUUUGAGGGGAACCCACGACGAUUACUUCAAGAGUUAACAUCUUCCCCUUCUGGAUUACAAGCGCAUUGGAUAGUAGCAUCAGGAUUAACACAACCAGAAGAUUUUAAGCUUGUUUAUCAAAGUCUUGCAGAUCGUGAAGAGGAGGAGGAAGAGAAAGAGGAAGAGAUUUUGGAAGAUAUUGAAUAUUAGGAUUAGAAAGAAUCGAUUUGGACAUUAUUUAAUAACAUAAAGCAUAAACAUUAG
Messenger RNA from Lobosporangium transversale, 1621 nucleotides. RefSeq lists its product as hypothetical. The transcript has 3 exons. The record is from RefSeq and is a predicted model, not a curated record. NCBI's taxonomy places the organism in Eukaryota, Fungi, Mortierellomycota, Mortierellomycetes, Mortierellales, Mortierellaceae. The coding region runs from base 83 to 1567 and encodes 494 amino acids.